AUGAAGCUCGGUAAUCCUUUUGUUUUCCGGCCGGGCCCCGUUAGCUUCUGGACAACCGUCAGCUACCUUGCCGUUAUUAUCCCGUUGAUAUAUGUCCAGGAGACGGUGCCGCCGGCGCCGCCCCCAGAUGCGCUGCCGCAAGGCGUCAAUUUGACAGAAGCGUGGUUGGAUCUAGAGGUCAUUACAAGAUCGUACCAUCCAUUUAACAGCCACUCGAAUGAUGUGGUACGCGACUAUCUCAUGCGUCGAUCCAGGGAGAUUCUGGACAGAAAUGGAAUUGACUUCACCACAGAUUUAACAGGUGGUGUGCCCUGGGAAAGCAGUUACUUGUCGUCAGCUGAGAAUCCGGUCCUAGCCGCCGAAACUAGUGCUCGCAGGCGCGGAGCGACGCUCUUUGAUGAUCGCAUUUCCAAUGUGACAAUGACUCAUCCCCAGCCCAAUAGUAGCAUGGGACGGUACUUUGAAGGCAACAACUUUUACGUGUAUAUCCGUGGCUCCGAUGAUCCCGAAGGGGAGUGGUGGACCUCUGACAAUGUGCAGCGAAUUGCCCGCAGCGGCGCUGGCGUCCUCGUAAAUUGUCAUUUUGACUCGGUAUCUACCGGCUACGGUGCCACCGAUGACGGCGUGGGAUGCAUCUCCCUGCUGCAAUUGCUCAGUCACUUUACCUCCAAGGGCUAUCAACCAAAGAACGGCAUUGUGUUGCUUUUCAAUAACGCUGAGGAGGAUGGCUUGCUCGGGGCCAUGGCUUUUGGAUACAGCCCUUUGGUGCAGUUCUGCCAUACGCUCGUCAAUUUGGAGGGCGCCGGGGCUGGCGGUCGAGCUAUGCUGUUCCGAGCAACGGAUCUUGAGACCGCCGAGGCUUACUCUAAAAGCCCCCAUCCUUUUGGAUCUGUUGUGGCGUCGAAUGCGUUCGAGCGGCGUGUGAUCAAGAGCGACACGGACUACUCCGUCUUCGUCAACAACUACGGCCAACGCGGUCUCGACAUUGCCUUCUAUUCGCCUCGAUCUCGAUACCACACCGAGGAUGAUGACGCGCGGCACACAUCGGUCGACAGCGUCUGGCACAUGCUAUCAGCUGCUCUCGCGACUACCGAGUCCUUGUCAAGGACCACCAGUACCAAGUUCAACGGGCCGCGCUCUGAUGGCAGAAAAGAUCUGGUUCAAAGUGGCCGCCCAACGGCUGGUGUUUGGUUUGACUGGUAUGGUGAUAGCUGGUCCGCGUUUUCGCUAAGAGGGCUUUUUGCGUGGUCUCUCGCUCUUCUCAUUACUACGCCGCUAAUCCUUGCCGUGGUCACCUACCUGCUGGUUCGCAACGAUAAAUGGUACUUCUUCGCCACCAGGGUUGAUUCUACUUUUGGCGAAGGUGAAGGAGCCAUGUCACUAGGCGGAUGGAAAGGCUUCAUUCGAUUUCCAUUUGCUCUAGUUGUUGCCGCUGCCUUGACCAUUGGAUCGGUGUAUUUGUUGGCCAAGGUCAAUCCAUUGAUUAUUUACAGCAGUGGAUAUUCUGUGUGGGCCAUGAUGACUUCGUUGUUCUACUUUGUGUCGUGGAUGCUGCUUCGUGGAGCCCACUUUGUGCGCCCAAGUGCUCUUCAACGGGGCUUUACUUUGAUGUGGCUUUUCAUCAUCACUUGGAUCCUCUCAAUUUUCGCGGCCGUUGCUGAGGAUCGCGUGAAGAUGGGUGCCGUAUAUCCUUUGGCCUUCCUGCACACCUUUGUUUUUGCAGCAGUCUUGAUAUCACUCUUGGAACAAGUUGCACUUCCAACUAAGCAAGAUUUUGCACGACAACCCAGCGGCGAGAACGAAGAGGAAGGAGAAGAACAACAAAACUUACUGGGCGAUGACGUUCGCAACGAUGCCGAACACAACGAGGGAAGAGAGGAGCCAGAUAUUGCUCCUGAUCCAACAGAAACGACACCUCUCAGGACUAGCGAAGAAGGCCGCGGGCUUGGUGAGCAGACUACCACAUUUGCGAGCACAUAUAGGAGAUCCGCGACGGACGCUAGGGAUGCAACUCACAGCGGUCACAAUACCAAACGCGGCUGUCCGCCUUAUGAAAACGAACAAGCUUGGUCCGGUCGACUUCCAACCUGGACUUGGUUUAUGCAGCUCCUCCUUCUCGUUCCCCUGUACGUGACUGUUCUCGGCAAUCUGGCACUGGUACAAACCGCGUCCGUGGGAAUGACCGGAACAGACGGUAGCAGCCUGCUUCUCCCGCUGAUGGGGGUUGGUGUCUUGACAAUCCUCCUCCUCCUACCGCUGACGCCGUUUGUCCAUCGCGUCAGCCACCACGUCCCACUAUUCCUCCUACUGGUGUUUAUCGGAACACUAAUCUACAACCUGACGGCCUUCCCCUUCUCUGUCAAUAACCGAUUCAAAUUUUACUUCAAGCAAGUUAUCGACUUGGAUAAGGGCUCCAACGUUGUCACCCUCAAUGGGCUGGAAAAAUUUGUGCGGCCGAUCAUUAGCUCUUUGCCCACCCCGGCCGGCCAAGGAAUUCACUGUGAUGAGGACCCUGCUCUCCAAAACUUGAGGAAUUGCCAGUACGACGGGUCUCUCUUGCCUCCAGACGUAGCGGCCGGCGAGAAGUUGGAAAACUUGGUGUCCAUCAAGGCGUCCAAGCUCCGCGACGGAAGAACAAUCCAAGUGAGGCUGAACGCAGUGAAUACCCGCGUUUGCUUCAUCGACACGUCGUCCCCAAUCUUUGGCUUUUCCGUCGACGGUGGCGCAAAGCGCGACGACCGAUUCGGCUCGUUUCCGCCUGAAGGUCUCCAACAGAUCCAACUAUGGAGGCGUGACUGGGAAAAGGGCUGGAAUGUUACACUUUACCUAGGCGCAGACGUACUUCCCAUGAAGCAGGACGGUAAUGGUGUUGAAGGCGCCGAGGUGAAUGAAGCGGAUGAUGGCCCCAGCAACGGAGAGCUCAAACGCAGAGCAGCAGCGGCAGUCGACAAGGCGUUUUCCGUGACGGCGAGGUGUGCCUGGUCAGAUGUCAACAGCGCCAAGACGAUCCCGGCAUUCCACGAGGUGAAGCAGUUCAUGCCUAGGUGGGCGACUGUCUCGAAAAAGUCUGUUGGUCUCGUGGAAGUCAUGAAGGAGGUCAGGGUCGAGUGA
Molecule: messenger RNA, 3111 nt
Organism: Metarhizium album ARSEF 1941
Lineage: Eukaryota; Fungi; Ascomycota; Sordariomycetes; Hypocreales; Clavicipitaceae
Product: Peptidase family M28 family
Exons: 4
Coding region: 1-3111 (1036 amino acids)
Biological process (GO): proteolysis
Molecular function (GO): metalloexopeptidase activity
Source: RefSeq, a predicted model, not a curated record